Molecule: messenger RNA, 667 nt
Organism: Mytilus californianus (California mussel)
Lineage: Eukaryota; Metazoa; Mollusca; Bivalvia; Mytilida; Mytilidae
Exons: 4
Coding region: 102-575 (157 amino acids)
Source: RefSeq, a predicted model, not a curated record
ACUUUGCACUAACUUCCUGUCGACAGGGACAAGGUCAUUUCAGUUUUGGAUUGAAGAACAUCUAAAAAAAUAUAUUCUGAAAAUCACAAAAGGUGUUCACAAUGCCAGAUGUGGUAAGAGAGGUUUACAUAGGACUGACUGAGAAUUUGAGAGAUCAAAAACGUGACGUACCACCAGUUCCAAGUUUCAGGAGAGGUGUAAAUAGAUUUAGGAAGAUUUGGGAUCAUCAUUAUCCUGGAUUAGGUGCUGGAUUUGGAUUACCAUUGUUCUACUCGCCACUAACACCUGUAACUGCACAGUGGUACCAUAAUCAAAGAAAUGAGAAAUGUGCAGACAUUGAGUUGGAUUACUUCAGAUGUGCCAGUCGUGUUGGCUUGAGAAAUGUACAGACAGGCAAAGAAUGUCUAGCUGAAUUUGAAGAUUUUAAAGAAUGUAUUAGCGGUUUUAAAUCAGAAGAAAGAAGAUGGGAAAUGGACAGAGAAAGAUACAAACAAGCAAGGGAUCGUAUUGAACCACCUCCACAAUUUACCACAGUUAGACCUUUCAAUAGAGGACAAACAUGCCAUUUAGUUUGAAAGACAGUUAUCUUCUUCUUUAUUUGUUAUUUUUAUUUGUAAUGUUUACUAGUUUGAACUAAGAGAUUGUAUUAAAAAUAAUUGGAAAAAUU